AUGAGUUUGAAAAGAAUGGAUAUUGAUAUGGGUAAGGGUGAGAAGAAGAAUAACUUCUUCGUCAAGAUAUGGGAGCGUUGUAGAUCACUCAAUGGUGGUCACAAGACAUCAUCAACUCUGCAUUCAAAUCUUUUGUCAAAGAGAAAAUCAUGGCACUGUAAGGCCAAAAAGAAGGGCCAAAACAUAGCUCCAGUGGGUUGCUUCACAGUCUAUGUAGGGGAGGAGAGAGAAAGGUUUGUAAUCAAGAUUGAGUAUGCCAAUCAUCCACUUUUCAAGAUGCUUCUUGAAGAUGCUGAAAUGGAGAAUGGGUUCAACAGUGAAGGACCCAUCUUGCUCCCAUGUGAGGUUGAUUUUUUCUACAAGGUUUUAGCAGAGAUGGACAGUGAAGAAAUUGAUCAUGGUUGGAGUUUCAUGCAUGGCUCGUGCAGUCCUUUUCCUUUCAAUCUAAUCCAUCGUUUGGGUAGCAGCGACAUGGCCAAGGGCUAUGGUUCUUAUGCCCUUCUCACUCCUUCUCCAUUCCUUAAGAUGAAUCCACAUUAG
This is a messenger RNA of Ilex paraguariensis (yerba mate), 540 nucleotides long. Lineage: Eukaryota; Viridiplantae; Streptophyta; Magnoliopsida; Aquifoliales; Aquifoliaceae. The record is from the annotation of a GenBank genome assembly.